GUAUUCUGUUACGCACGUUUUGAGGGUGACGACGAAGAAGAAGCUUAUUGUAAAAGAAAAAACAAAACACAAGUCUGUUAUCGUUGUGUUUCCGUUUAUUGCACAACCAUAAAACAAGACAUCAUCAAUCAUCAUCAAAUCUUCUCUCUUUCUCUAUCAUCUUCGAUCAAAUCACAUCAUUACCACAUCUUUUUCUUCAUCACAAAUUCCAGAUCACAAACGUUAAUUAAUAAUUAUCAAAAAAAGUGACGAUCAAUGGGAACGUUUACGAGCUUUCGAAAAGCCUAUGGAGCACUCAAAGAUACAACCACCGUUGGUCUCGCUAAGGUCAACAGCGAAUUCAAGGAUUUAGAUAUUGCGAUCGUCAAAGCAACGAAUCAUGUUGAAUCUCCACCAAAAGAACGUCAUGUUCGUAAAAUAUUCUCGGCGACAUCUGUGAUACAACCAAGAGCAGAUGUAGCUUAUUGCAUUCAUGCAUUAUCUAAAAGAUUAUCGAAAACUCGCAAUUGGGUUGUUGCAAUGAAGGUGUUGAUAGUAAUUCACAGAACAUUAAGAGAAGGUGAUCCAACAUUCAGAGAAGAGCUUCUAAAUUACUCACAUAGAAGACAUAUACUCAGAAUAUCUAACUUCAAAGACGAUACAAGUCCUCUUGCGUGGGAUUGUUCUGCUUGGGUUAGAACAUACGCGCUCUUUCUUGAAGAGCGGCUUGAAUGUUAUCGGGUUUUAAAGUAUGACAUCGAGGCAGAGCGUUUACCAAAAGCUUCAGGUGCAGCUUCCAAGACGCAUAGAACAAGGAUGUUGUCUGGUGAAGAUCUAUUAGGACAAUUACCCGCGUUACAACAGCUUCUUUACCGGCUUCUCGGAUGUCAGCCUGGAGGAUUCGACAAUCUUCUACUAGACAGUCUCUACGAAGACGAUACAGCAAGAAGACAGAUCCAAUUAACAAACGCCGGUUACGGAUUUGGAGCCACCGCUAUACCCGGAGAACCAGCCUUAUCAAACCCAAACCCAUUCGGGAUGCAACAAGAUCCUUUCGCAAUGUCAAACAACAUGGCUCCACCAACCAACGUCCAAAUGGCAAUGCAACAACAACAAAUGAUGAUGAUGAAUAAUCGAAGUCCAUAUAACAACAACUAUUCACCUUAUCAUCAUCAUCAGUUCUCACCAAAUCCUUCAACUUCAUCUCCUAAUCCUUUUGGUGACCCUUUCCUUGCCCUCCCAGCUCCUCCUUCAUCUGCUACUCAGCAACAACACAGUCAUAAUCAUAUGCUUCUCUAG
Arabidopsis lyrata subsp. lyrata is the source of this 1278-nucleotide messenger RNA. RefSeq names its product putative clathrin assembly protein At5g57200. Gene Ontology annotation, cellular component: clathrin-coated vesicle; clathrin-coated pit. Gene Ontology annotation, biological process: clathrin coat assembly; clathrin-dependent endocytosis; vesicle budding from membrane. Bases 256 to 1278 code for a protein of 340 amino acids. NCBI's taxonomy places the organism in Eukaryota, Viridiplantae, Streptophyta, Magnoliopsida, Brassicales, Brassicaceae. The transcript is spliced from 7 exons. The record is from RefSeq and is a predicted model, not a curated record. Gene Ontology annotation, molecular function: SNARE binding; 1-phosphatidylinositol binding; clathrin heavy chain binding.